Molecule: messenger RNA, 2778 nt
Organism: Notothenia coriiceps (black rockcod)
Lineage: Eukaryota; Metazoa; Chordata; Actinopteri; Perciformes; Nototheniidae
Product: alpha-2 adrenergic receptor
Exons: 1
Coding region: 109-1407 (432 amino acids)
Biological process (GO): platelet activation; regulation of smooth muscle contraction; G protein-coupled receptor signaling pathway
Cellular component (GO): plasma membrane
Molecular function (GO): epinephrine binding; alpha2-adrenergic receptor activity
Source: RefSeq, a predicted model, not a curated record
UUGGAUACUGCGCGUUUUGGAUGGACUCCUCAAUUGUUAGAAGGCUGAAUGUGAAUUCAUGCAAAUAUUCAGCCACUCCAGGAUAUACAUAAGGCGCGCACAGUCGCGAUGGAUUCGUUUAACGCCAGCGGAAUGGACGCGUUCACGGUGAUCCAUCUGAAUUCCUCCUGGAGUCUGGACAGUGGAUAUUCUCUAGCAGCGAUAGCCAGCAUUGCGGCUCUUGUGAGUUUUCUCAUUCUGUUCACCGUGGUUGGGAAUAUUCUGGUGGUUAUUGCGGUGCUGACGAGCCGGGCGCUGAAAGCCCCACAGAACCUGUUUCUGGUGUCUCUGGCCACCGCGGACAUCCUUGUCGCCACUUUGGUGAUGCCGUUUUCUCUGGCGAACGAACUUAUGGGCUACUGGUAUUUCGGAAAAGUUUGGUGCGGCAUUUAUCUGGCUUUGGAUGUUUUGUUCUGCACUUCUUCUAUUGUUCAUCUGUGCGCAAUAAGCCUGGACCGCUACUGGUCCGUUACGCAGGCUGUAGAGUACAACCUGAAGCGGACUCCCAAACGCAUAAAGUGCAUCAUCAUCAUCGUGUGGCUCAUAUCUGCUUUCAUCUCCUCUCCGCCACUCAUCUCUAUAGACAGCAACAAGGACCUCAGCUCCCUGCCUCAGUGCGAGCUCAAUGAUGACACUUGGUACAUCCUCUCCUCCAGCAUUGCGUCCUUCUUCGCCCCGUGCAUAAUCAUGGUGCUGGUGUACAUCAGGAUAUACCAGGUGGCCAAAACCAGAACCAGAACCAUGUCUGGGAAAAUCCCCAGGCCAGAUGGAGAGACACAAACUGAAAAUGGACUGAGCAAAGCCAUCUCCCCUUACCAUGGCGAGAGGGAGAACGGCCACUGUCAGUGCCCGCCUACGCCCAGCCAACGCACCGACACCAUCAUGCAACAUACUGAGGAUGGGGACAUGGAGGAGAGUUCCUCCUCAGAGGGCAAAGGUCACAAGCCCCAGCAGCAGGAGGACUCCCUGAAAGCCAAGAGGGCCAGCCAAAAGAAAAUCAGCAAACAGUGCAGUCGCAUCGCCAGGGUCAGCAACAAAUCCAUGGACCUCUUCACCUCCAGGAGGAAGCGCCGCCGGAGCUCCUUUGCCAGGAAAAAGGUCUCGCAGGCCAGGGAGAAGAGGUUUACAUUUGUCCUGGCGGUGGUCAUGGGGGUGUUUGUAGUGUGCUGGUUCCCCUUUUUCUUCAGUUACAGCUUGCGCGGUGUGUGCAGGGAUUCCUGUAAGAUCCCCGACCCCCUGUUUACAUUUUUCUUCUGGAUUGGCUACUGUAACAGCUCCCUUAACCCGGCUAUUUACACCAUCUUUAACCGAGACUUCAGACGCGCCUUCCAGAAGAUCCUCUGCAAGUCGUGGGCAAAAUCCUUUUAGAUGGGAACUGCUGCACCACCGUGACAAUGACUAGAAAAUAUCAACGUUAAAAAAAGAAGCCAGCACUUGUUGCUCACUAUUAAGUCUCAUUGUUCUGUUGUAAUUCAGUCAUGACAGUGCACUCCUUCAACCCCCUGCUGUGUGUUCCUACAAGCUACUGUAUGAUCCCAUUACAGGCUUUAGCAGUCUGAAUAGUGAGCUCCCCCUUUCUUUUUUAUCCUAUACUGAAGUGUGCUUAAAUGCUUAAAGGCGUUUCAUUCUUGAUCAAGCUGUUUAUACAUCAAAAAGAAAAUGCACACAUGGCCGGAUUUAGCUGCUCUGGGGCCGCAGGGCAAAAACAAGCUCAAAAGCCCCCCUAAACACCCCUUAGCUGCUACCAUUCACUUUGCAGGUUAUUAUAAAUGUCUGUGCCACAGUAUCAGUCGGCCACAGAUUUGAUUUAAACUAACAAAGGCCUAAUCAUUUCAACAUUGUCAUCAUACAGUACAUAAGCACCAAACUGAGAUCAUUUAGAACUCGACACAUGGGAUCCUUUUCCAGGCGGAGCCUCAGAUUACAUUUUGGAUAAUAAAAUGCUUUUUUUGCUUUUUAAUGGAGAAAAUGAAUGGUAAAAACAAUUAUUUAUGCUAAGCUAAUUUCUGAUUUCAACCAAGAGAGAAGCGUAUUUCUCAAAAUGUCAAACUAUUAUUUCCAAAUAUGUUGAUUGAGCCAAUACUAAGGCCCUUUAGCAUGUCAAUGUGUCAAAAAUCAGUUUGCGCACAGUAAGCUUAUAGAGGUCAAUGGGCCCCUGCAGUUCUGGGGUUUCUACUCAGCCGAGGUUGAUAACCCUGUAUACACACACAGGGCAGUGUUUUCCAGCCCUUCACCUGAAUAUGAUCCUGUGACCCCUCCUCAUAUGUGCUUAAUAUGUUGACAAGCCCUAACCUCAGUGACAUUUAGUCAAUUAUUUAUUUUGAAUAUUGUUGGAAGCCUGAAAGACUUAAACUCUAAUAUCUAGUAUUUCACUAACAACAGAAUCAUUAGAGAGUCAUUAGGGAUAAAUUAAUAAAUGAUCCUUUAGAUUUAUUUUGGACCCCAUAUAUGGGGUCUAACCCUCUUACUAUGGCAGACAAAAUCACUACAACAGUCUCUGAUCUGAUCUCUGACUGGACCAUAGAAUCAAGAUGGCACUGAGAAGGGCUGACACUCCAGGCUAUAAGCUAAUUAUUUUUAUGACGUUAUGUUCACAGUGGCCAUAAAUGACAAAGUAUUAAGGAACAAAUUUGCUUUUCAUGAAACUACCUCUCUGCCUGUAUAGUUUUUGUUGUUUGUUUUCACAUUGACAUUUUUACAAGUGUGGUACAAAUACUUCCUCUGCUUAAGCUGUCUGCU